AUGACUGUCGAUCCACAAUCAAUCCUCAUCCGCAAGAAGGUUGGCACGUCUGUCAAACCACGCCCACGAAAGCGCCAACAGUCCUUAUCCUCGUCAGACACGACAACCUCCAUUCAGGCGACAGAAAUGACAGGCUCAAUCGGAAAUAUGAGCGUACUCUCUUUCCGCGAGGCACGUCGAAAAAGAACACCAACUGGAACAUAUCAAAUCACAAUCGAGGAUUACAUCAAUCGCAACCCGCAGCCCAACAAUUUUCACAAGACUCUACCAACAUCUGUUCUGAGCGCAGUCGCGACAAGCAAGGCCGUCGACGAUGCUUACGGUUAUCUCUUCACGCAUCUAAAGGGGCAGUGCCAUGGUCUCAACGUCAUUACUUAUCCACGAGUCGGCAAGGAUGGCAAUCGCGCGCAACCUAAAUCAGUGGAUGGCAGCGAUAUCAGCAGCAUCACUCAUUUCGCGAUCCUCGUCUACAUUCAGCCAGGGACAAUCUGCGACGACUGGGAGAAGAUUGAAGAAGGGUUAGUGCACAUCUUCAAGGAAGCAGCAAUCAAGAAGGACGGUGAGGAAGUGCCAAAGUGGCGUUUGAAAGGGGUGGUCUUUGAGUUGUGGACGACCAAGCCUGCGGCCUGGGAGUUUCGUUCUGGACAUCUAUGA
Talaromyces amestolkiae is the source of this 654-nucleotide messenger RNA. RefSeq lists its product as uncharacterized. Bases 1 to 654 code for a protein of 217 amino acids. The record is from RefSeq and is a predicted model, not a curated record. NCBI's taxonomy places the organism in Eukaryota, Fungi, Ascomycota, Eurotiomycetes, Eurotiales, Trichocomaceae. The transcript has a single exon.